GCGCGCGCGGCGCUCGAGCGUGCCGCGGCGGUCCCGGCCGCGCGGCGGGGUCCGUCCGUCCCUUCGGGCUCGCGUCCGGCCGUCCGUCCGUGCGGGGCGGGGCCGGGCGCGCCGCCAUGGGCGAGUGGGCGGGCCGCAGCCCGCUGGAGUGGCAGGCGUGGACGCACCGCGCCGUGCGCGUGCGGGCCGGCGAGCGCGAGUACCGGGGCUGGCUGCUGGCCACCGACCCGGUGUCCGCCAGCGUCGUCCUGGCCAGCUUCCUCGAGGACGGCCGCCUGUCGGUGACGGGCGUCAUGGGACACGCCAUCCGGGCCGUGGCCGCGGACCCGGAGCAGGAGGGGCAGGACGCCGGGGUGCGGGAGAGGCUGGCGCCCCUGUUCGUGGCGGGAGCCCCCGAGGCCUGCAGCCCCGAGCUGCUGCGGCAGAGGAGGGACAGCCUGAGGAAGUGGCUGGAGGAGAACCACGUCCCCAUCGCCGAGCUCGGAGACGCGCCCCACGCGCUCUGCGUGGCGGGGGUGCUGACCAUCGAGCCGCCCUACGGCCCGGACAACUGCAGCAGCGCCAACGAGAUCGUCCUGUCCCGCGUGCAGGACCUGAUUCAGCGGCACCUCGCGGCUUCCUAGGGGAGCGGCCGGAGCCCUGCGCCGCCCGGCUCGGGCCUUGCCCCUGGGACUCUCGGCGCCCGAUCGGAUCAAGUCUUUGUUGUUGGGGUUCCACGUGGAAUAAAUUAGCACAGGCA
This is a messenger RNA of Sorex fumeus (smoky shrew), 739 nucleotides long. RefSeq names its product gem nuclear organelle associated protein 6 (gene GEMIN6). Gene Ontology annotation, cellular component: nucleus; SMN complex. Gene Ontology annotation, biological process: spliceosomal snRNP assembly; spliceosomal complex assembly. The record is from RefSeq and is a predicted model, not a curated record. The coding region runs from base 117 to 623 and encodes 168 amino acids. NCBI's taxonomy places the organism in Eukaryota, Metazoa, Chordata, Mammalia, Eulipotyphla, Soricidae. The transcript has 2 exons.